AUGAUUGAAGCUGUAAAAGCAGUAAGAGAAAAGAAAAUGGGUUUGAAAAAAGCGGUCAAGCUUUAUAAUGUUCCAAAAACUACUCUGCAAAGGUUUGUGCACAGUGACCAGCCUCCCGAUGAGGUUGUAAAUACUACUAUAGGAAGAAGACCUGUCCUGCCAUCUCACCUUGAAGAAAGCCUUGUGUCAUACCAUCUCGUUAUGGAAAGUAAAUUCUAUGGCUUGACCCGUCAGGAUGUUCGUAAAAUGGCCUAUCAGUUUGCUGUGAAAAAUAAUGUCGAACAUUCGUUUAGAAAUAACAUAGCCGGUCGAGCUUGGCUUGAUCAUUUCUUAUUACGCCACAAAGAUAAGCUUUCUAUUCGAUCACCAACAGAAACUUCCAAUGCUCGGGCUCAAUGUUUCAAUAAAGAAGCAGUGGAUAAGUUCUUUGACAUCCUUGAAGAAGAAUUCCAAAAACAUAAUUAUCCACCAGAGAGAAUCUUUAAUGUCGACGAGACCGGGCUAUCUAUCGUGCAGAGUAAAAUGGUUAAAGUAAUUGGUCUGCGAGGGAAAAGACAAGUAGGUAGCAUUACUGCGGCUGAACGUGGAUCAUUGGUGACAGUGGUAUCAGCGAUGAGCGCAAGUGGCAUAUUUAUUCCACCACUGCUGAUAUUCCCACGCAAAAACAUGACGCAAACGUUGAUGAAAGGAACUCCACCAGGUUCUAUCGGAAGAUGCCAUCCAUCAGGAUGGAUUCAGGCAAAUCUGUUUACGGACUGGUUCCAUCAUUUUAUUGAAAAGACCCACCCAACAGAAGCAUCACCUGUUCUGUUAAUUCUUGAUGGGCAUUAUUCACACACACGCAAUUUGGGUAUUUUGAUGGCAGUUAGAGCUAAUAAUGUCACAAUUAUUAGUUUACCUCCACAUUCAACACACAAGAUGCAACCUCUUGACCGGUCUUUUAUGGGUCCCUUGAAAACUUAUUACAGCGAAGAAAUUAGACAGUGGUUACUCAAUUCUAACCGGAUGUUGACUCCAUACGAAAUAGCUGAAUUGCUGGGACGUGCUUAUCUCAGGUGCCAAACUGGAGCUAUUGCUGUGAAUGGGUUCAGAGUAACUGGUAUUUAUCCCGAUGAACAGAAACGUAUUUACUGA
Molecule: messenger RNA, 1134 nt
Organism: Chrysoperla carnea
Lineage: Eukaryota; Metazoa; Arthropoda; Insecta; Neuroptera; Chrysopidae
Product: MFS-type transporter clz9-like
Exons: 1
Coding region: 1-1134 (377 amino acids)
Cellular component (GO): nucleus
Molecular function (GO): DNA binding
Source: RefSeq, a predicted model, not a curated record